Molecule: messenger RNA, 861 nt
Organism: Plutella xylostella (diamondback moth)
Lineage: Eukaryota; Metazoa; Arthropoda; Insecta; Lepidoptera; Plutellidae
Source: RefSeq, a predicted model, not a curated record
UACUGGAAAAAUACAGCAAGUAAUGCAUAGUACAAAUACAAAUACCAGGAGAUGGACAAGACGUAACUUUUUGCCGAUAAUGCGCAUAAAGAAGUGUUUCGGUCUCCAAUUAAAAACAGCUGCUUUCUGUAUCGGGUACUUUCAGAUUUGUGGUGAAGUGACAUCAGGAGUGCUGCUGCGCACUGGGGUAGACCCGCUCGGGCACCGGACCGCCUCGGGCGCACACACCUCUUACAUCACGGGAAUAUUCUGGUUCUUCAUACUUAACUUCAUACUCAUUGUUGGACUGCAUACGGAGAUGUUGCUGCUACUGCGAGUCUACUACGUGGUGCAACUGGCGCAUGUGGUGCUGGGCUCGCUGCUGGCACUCGUCCUACUGUCGCUGGUCAACUUCGUGCUCGGGAUUAUGAUGUGUCUUACUCUUUUAAUCCUGUUUUUCUACGUGGUAGUAAUACGAAGCACGUGCUUACAUCUGGAGCAGAAGAAGCAGCAGAUGAAAGCGAGACAAGAGACGAGAGACAGAGACAACCCGAGGAGACCACAGACUUCCAAAGACUCUGCCGGCAGCCAGCAGUCCCGGGGCAGCCAACAAUCCCGGGCCAGCCAUAGCUCUGAGUCGCGAGCACCACUUUCGAUCCUCCGUUAACGUUGCGUAUCGUCAUCUGUCACUGUCAAAAUGUAAGGCAAAGUUAGUUCCAAAAGUGACAUUUGUUUUUUCCAUAUGUUAGGUGGAAUUUCAGCAAACGCUAAACGUAUUUAUUAGCCUGUCAUACAUCUGUCAGUUAAUACAAAAUGUAUUUAUAAUUUGAUUUAAAUACGUUUAGCGUUUGGUAAAAGUGACCCUUCGUGUAGAUUCGAAAA